UUUCCUACAACAUUUUCGUCACCGAAUUGAUGCAUCAUACCGAGAAUCGAAAUAUGAGUAAGAUAUCUCGGUGAAUACACAAAAAUUAGAUUAAAUCGCGAAUAUGUGUUACGUGAAGCUUAAAAUUUAAUCAACGCAAGUCAACGUACAGCCGGCGAUCAAUACCCAAAGUCUAGAAGGACUCAAAACCGAACACGAAUCCGGAGAACAUCGUAACAAAAGUAGUUUUCCUGUUCAACUUUAAUUAUCCUAAGUACUCGAAUUUAAGUAAAAAAUGGUAGAAAAGUAUAGCUUCGGGAUCGAACCUCUCCCUCAUCAUGCCUGGAACGCAACCAAACAACAAGUUGCAGUGGCGCCGAAUAAUCAAGAAAUACGUAUUUAUCAACACGACAAGAGUAGUAACGAUUGGGCUCAACUUGAUACCUUGAACAGGCACGAUUUAAAAGUCACAGGCGUCGAUUGGGCACCGAAAACUAACCGUAUCGUUACUUGUUCAGAAGAUCGAGAUGCUUACGUUUGGGAGAAGGGAACUGAUGGAAAGUGGACCCCAACUCAAGUAUUGCUUCGUAUCAAUCGAGCUGCCACUUGUGUCAAAUGGUCUCCGCAAGAAAACAAAUUCGCUGCCGGAUCCGGAGCUCGUAUUAUAUCAAUAUGCUACUUCGAGAAAGCUAACAACUGGUGGGUUUCUAAACAUAUUAAAAAACCUAUCAAGUCGACCGUAAAUACCAUCGAUUGGCAUCCGAAUAACGUUCUGUUGGCCGCUGGAAGCGCUGAUUUUAAGGUCAAAGUAUUUUCGGCCUUUAUUAAAGAUAUCAAGGAGACUUGUCCGGAGACUGCAUGGGGCAGUAAUACCAAUUCUUUGGGCAAUCUUUUAGUCGAAUUCAACAAUUCAUCGUGUUUCGGUGGAUGGAUCCAUUGUUUGUCGUUCAGCAGCGAUGGAAAUAGAUUAUGUUGGGUUGCUCACGAUUCUUCUAUUUCUGUAGCCGAUGUUACCCAAGGCUCUCCUGUUGUGUUUAAAUUGAGAACGGAUACGUUACCGUUUUUAUCGUGUGUUUGGGUUAAUUCCACGUAUAUUGUUGCUGCGGGUCACAGCUGUUGUCCAUUGUUGUAUGCGGUCGAUGCAAAUAAUCAAAUUAAAUUCGUAUGUAAAUUAGAUCGAUCGCAGAAGAAAGAAGGGUCUGGUUUGAGUGCCAUGAGAAAAUUUCAAAGCUUGGAUAGACAGGCCAAAGCUGAAAAUGACACCUCACUCGAUACCGUUCAUCAGAACAGUAUUAAAUCAAUGCAAAUAUAUUCUAGUUCCGACGGAACCGUAACUAAAUUGAGUACUACUGGAUUAGAUGGUCAACUCGUUAUUUGGGACUUGAACUUUCAGGGGUUGGAAAGCGGUAUUCAAGGAUUAAAAAUAUAAACUGCAUUUAUUACAGGGCAAUUAUAACCCAGUCUGAUUAUUCCACCUUUUAUUUAUUAAUAUUUGUUUCAAGAGAACAUUUAUGUAAUCAUUUUAUUGUCUAAUGUUUUGUAUAGUUCUUCCAACCAAUUUGUAAUUAUUAUUUUAUUAAUUUUCAUUAUAUUUUAUAUUCAUUGUUGAA
Planococcus citri (citrus mealybug) is the source of this 1589-nucleotide messenger RNA. RefSeq names its product Actin-related protein 2/3 complex, subunit 1A (gene Arpc1). Gene Ontology annotation, molecular function: actin filament binding. Lineage: Eukaryota; Metazoa; Arthropoda; Insecta; Hemiptera; Pseudococcidae. Gene Ontology annotation, cellular component: Arp2/3 protein complex; actin cytoskeleton. The transcript is spliced from 8 exons. Bases 275 to 1408 code for a protein of 377 amino acids. The record is from RefSeq and is a predicted model, not a curated record. Gene Ontology annotation, biological process: Arp2/3 complex-mediated actin nucleation.